Pelagomonas calceolata is the source of this 945-nucleotide messenger RNA. Lineage: Eukaryota; Pelagophyceae; Pelagomonadales; Pelagomonadaceae. The record is from the annotation of a GenBank genome assembly.
AUUCGCUCAAUCUGGCCGCAGUGGUGCGCUGUCGACGCCGCUGGCUACGAAAAUACCACUCAUACUGCUCGCCAGCCAGCGAUCGCUGCCGCAUCAAUCUUGCACCGCUAUCGCUGCAGACACUAUUAGCCUAUUAUACACAAGCAUGGCAGCAAUCACAGCCGCCUCCGACGCCUCGGACGCCUCCUACGAGUUACUAGUAACACCGGAAGAGCUGAAGGGCGGCUUAGUGGUAGACUACAACUACGAAGCGUACGCACGAAAAGCGUUGGAGGGAGACGCCGACGACAUCGAGCGCGCGUGGGCGAGCAAGCUCGAGACGCACCCCAAGACGUACGACGGCUUCAAGUUCCGCCUCCACGCCGUCGUCAAGAGUGACGAUAAAGUCACGCUGCAGGUCGGCCUGACGGGCUACCGGGAAUUUGUGGGAACGCAGACGAACCCGCGACUACGGGCGGCGGGCAGCGCGCACCUCUCGAACGCCCUGGGCUGCGAGUGCGUGCUGACGACCUCUGAUAACAAGAUUGUACUACUGAGGAGGUCGACAGACGUAGCGUUUGCAUCGGGCUUAUACAACGGGCCUUCGGGCCACGCCGAGCCCCAAUACGUGUGGAACAAGAAUAUUAGUAGGGAGGUCUUGCGCGACGGUAUUAUCAGGGAGAUCGUCGAGGAGGUCGGCAUCCCGGAGAAAGCUUUGUCCGAGCCGCGUUUAAUUGGAGUGAUGAGAGACGCGGAUCAAAAGCCGGACUGCCUGUUUGUUUUGGAGACGACGCAGACGUCCAGUGAAGUAAAGGAGGGCUACCGCCACGCCCUCGAGGCGUGGGAGAGCGAGCGGCUCGCGUUCGUCGAUUCCGAGGACUGCGGCCUCGCGCUGACGCCGGUGACGCGCGCGGCGUUCGCUUGUUUAGCGAGGGAUCGGGCUUUGUAACUUUUUGUGUUGUGCUA